This is a messenger RNA of Fundulus heteroclitus (mummichog), 969 nucleotides long. RefSeq names its product interferon alpha-inducible protein 27-like protein 2A. The record is from RefSeq and is a predicted model, not a curated record. Gene Ontology annotation, cellular component: membrane; mitochondrion. The transcript has 4 exons. NCBI's taxonomy places the organism in Eukaryota, Metazoa, Chordata, Actinopteri, Cyprinodontiformes, Fundulidae. The coding region runs from base 291 to 617 and encodes 108 amino acids. Gene Ontology annotation, biological process: apoptotic signaling pathway.
AGUUUACAGAUAGAAAAAUCUGUUUUCGAGCCAAAAUGUUAAACUCCUGAAAUGUAAUUAAGCCCCCAAACUCACUCAUUAAAAUUUUGUAAACAAUUCCAGCAUUGGUUAGCUAGUCUGGUUUGUCCAACUUUAAUGGACUGAAAAUAGCACGUCUCUAAUUUCCGAGGUUCAUUUAAUGCAUCAGCCCUUCGGUUUCGUUUCUGCUCUCACUGAGCAUCGUUGCACUGCAGCAUCAGAGAAACUCCCAUAAUCAUCACCAUCUCUGACUAAGUUGACAGGAGGAAAGCAUGGGCAUAGGAACAAUUGUAGCUGUUUCUGCAGGGGCAGGAGCGGUUGGGGCAGUGGGAGCUGUGGCCCUGGUUCCUGCAGCUUUGGGGGUCAUCGGUUUCUCCUCAGCUGGAAUAACAGCAGGCUCUUAUGCUGCAGGGAUGAUGUCAUCUUAUGCGAUUGCUAAUGGAGGAGGAGUGGCAGCGGGAAGUCUGGUCUCUCUUUUACAGUCUGCAGCCGCUGCUGGUUUGUCUGUAGCCACCAAAGCAGCCGUGGCCAGCGCAGGAGCAAGCGUUGCGGGUGGAGUCGGAGCCACAGUGGGAUGGCUGUCAGGCUUCUUCUGCUAAAAAUGAAGGAACUUCAGGAAGUCACUCUUAAUUAUUUUUCAUAGUGUAUGGACGAUUAUAUCAACACCAAUUUUAUUUUCUGCUUUAUUUUCCUUUUAAUAGUCAACUCAUGUUUGAUGUUCUUUUGGCUGAAUACUUACAGAGCACAAAUUGCUGGCAUUUAAUGAAAUACAACAAUUAAUCUACAGCCCUAUUCUGUACUUCUACAUUUACAGUACCUAUCGACUUCAUCUGCAUGCUUGACUUGUUUUCCUGAAGUGAAAAUUACCCGGAGUGAUUAAAUAAUCCAGCAACACUGACCAUAUAAAACCAAACAAUGUAAAAUUACUCAGUAAAUCAUUACCCAGCAUAA